GGGCGGUGGCACAGGGUCUGGUGAAGUCAUAGAUCCUUCCGGGAAGGCGCGUCGCGACUUUUCUGCACCGCAACACAGCGCUCGCUGCCCUCAACCACCACAAUGGCGACCACCUACACCUGCAGAGCCUGCUCGCAAGCGCUAUCGGGAGCGCGCUCUACUUGGCUGCAGUCGAGCAGCAAGACGGUUCUACGCCGCGGACAGCGCAACCUCUCAACCACUGCGCCAAGCCUGUUUCUCGCAUCGCACAGCCUCAAUGCGGAUGUCAGACCUGAAGAAAUUAAGAAACCGUACCCGACGGUCAAGUCGGGCGUGUCAGGACUCGCACAGAGACUGCGCGAGAAGGCGCCGCUGAUGACAGAGCCGUACGUCGCAUAUGGCGCUACACGAGACCUGAUCAAGGAGUGCGCGCGGCCGGGCGAUUACAAGAUCCCACAGGCGCUGCAGAAGGGCGCUGAGAUCCCCACGAUCGAGAACGGCGUGCACUUGGGAGAAGGCACGGGAUGGUGGUACGAGACGCUUGGCCUCAAGCCCACGUUCGCGAACUGGACCCAGAUCACCUUCAUCCACAUGUACAUGCUGCAGGUGCGCUUCAGGAUGCUGCCGGCGACGCACGCCAGCACGUGGAUCCAGCACCUGACGAACCACGCCUUCUACACAGCUGAAGACCGGCUCGUGGUGUGGCACAAGUUCAACGCCAACACGCUGCGCCAGAAGCACCUCAAGGACAUGUUCUCGCAGUGGCGCGCCGUGCUGUUGUCGUACGACGAGGGCCUGAUGAAGGGCGACGCCAUGCUGGCGGCUGCUAUCUGGAGGAACCUCCUGGGCUCCAAGGAAGAUGUGGAUUUCCAGAAGCUGGCCCAGAUUGUGGGGUACAUGAGGAGGGAGCUGAAGAGGCUGGAGAAGGCAAGUGACGAUGAGGUUGUGAAUGGCAUGUGGACGUUCAAGGGCGACCCUGGCGACGAGGCCAGCCUGGUGAAGCAGUCGAGCAAGAUGAUGCAGGAGACGAAGGUGUGAGGUGCAGGAGACGAGGUGUGAGGUGUGAGGUGUGAGGUAUGCAGGUGGGGACGAGGUAUGAGGGACGAAGCAUAAGGGGACGAGGCAUGAAGAUGAUGGAGUUUGUAUAUCAUGAAGCACGUGUAUAUUAUGUACUCUAUUAGAUGUGCAGAGCUGAACGCCUGCUAUGUUGUAUGAAUGCCAGCGUUGACACGACUAUAAUUGCCCGCGUGGACGUGAAAUUCGUGAAAUUCAUGUUGCUAGUGUGAACAUUAUACAUGUAUGCAAUUACCAGCGUUCACAUGACAUGUAUAAU
Messenger RNA from Boeremia exigua, 1312 nucleotides. Its product is annotated as ubiquinol-cytochrome C chaperone-domain-containing protein. The record is from RefSeq and is a predicted model, not a curated record. Bases 103 to 1017 code for a protein of 304 amino acids. Lineage: Eukaryota; Fungi; Ascomycota; Dothideomycetes; Pleosporales; Didymellaceae. Gene Ontology annotation, biological process: mitochondrial respiratory chain complex III assembly. The transcript has 3 exons. Gene Ontology annotation, cellular component: mitochondrion.